Molecule: messenger RNA, 1900 nt
Organism: Pararge aegeria (speckled wood butterfly)
Lineage: Eukaryota; Metazoa; Arthropoda; Insecta; Lepidoptera; Nymphalidae
Product: heat shock factor-binding protein 1
Exons: 2
Coding region: 145-396 (83 amino acids)
Biological process (GO): cellular heat acclimation
Cellular component (GO): cytosol; nucleus
Molecular function (GO): transcription corepressor activity
Source: RefSeq, a predicted model, not a curated record
ACUUGACAGUUUUCGAAUAGCGAACAAAAUUGAUUCACAUUUCUCGUACAACUUCUAAGGCAAAACCAUUAUUUGGACGGGUUUUGUUGUGGAGUCAGCUUGUCUAAGAAAUAAACUUUUAGUAAUCUUGCAUUCUAAUUUACAAUGGCAGAUCAAAACGCAGAACCUGUAACAACAGAUGUGGAGAGUAAUUAUUCUACCCCAGCUAAUGAUCCUAAAAAUAUGCAAGAAGUAACGCAGUAUGUACAAUCACUAUUGCAGAACAUGCAGGACAAGUUCCAAAGUAUGUCUGAUCAGAUAAUAAACAGAAUAGAUGAGAUGGGUUCAAGAGUUGAUGAGCUUGAGAAAAAUGUCACAGAUCUAAUGACACAAGCUGGUGUAGAAAAUGAAAAGUAGGGGGAAUUCAUUAUUAAUAACGUGUCUUAUUUUAACAAUGAUAGUUUUUUUGCCUAUAUAGAAGAAAUCUGAUUAUUGCAGAAUUCUAGACUGAUUACUGAUGUAGGUCUUUUGGCAAUCUAUUGUCAAAUUAACUUAGGCAAUAAUUCAUUGUUUUCAUUCAUGAAUAUAAAUUGAAAAAUUGAAUGUCUAUAGAUGAAAUGCAUUUUCUAUCUAACUGCUUUACUAAUAAACAUUGUAUAGGUGGUGAAAAGGGAAGCAAAGAUUCCUGCUAUCUGUCAUCAGUUAUUUGAUGUUUUAAAGGAUACAAAGCAUUGAAUAUUAAUUACAGACUUAUGAAUACACAACAAUAAUAAGAAGACUGCGGUACCAAUCAUAAAAAUAGGCAUAAAUUGAGUGUUAUUUUGAACCUGUGUAACAGAGGUUGGAAUACUCAGAUUUCGGCUGAUAAAUACAUUAAAUCUUAUAGGCAAAAAAUAUCUAAAUAGGACAUUUCGUUAUGUCUUGCAUUUCGAUAUUAAGACACUUAUAAAUUAGAGUAAGUAGUUGGGUGCUUAAAAAUCAUGUAUAUUUUCUUUAUAAAUAGAUAAUAAAAUUGAAUGUUUUUAUAAUAUAAGUCAAUAGUUUUGUCCUAGUAUUACAUGAGGUUGUAAAAUUAGGUGCAAUAUUUCUUAGCUUAGCACUACAACAUAUAUAAUCGCCACUGCACAUACAUGCAAGAGUGGCUAAAGUAUUUUUAAAAAACUUAACCCUAUGCAUGUCACUGUGUAUGUGCUGUUUAAGGCUAGUGCACGCGUAAAUAGGGACUUGUCACACAAAAUUGCAUAGCAAAAAUCCUCCUACAGUUUUAUGUAUGGUCACACACCUGAUAAACCACUUUUUCUAUUGAUAUUGUAUUAACAAUUCCAGAAAUAAAACCACAAAUCUGGUUGAAAUCCAGAAAACUUUUCAUGCAAAUAUUAUAAAACAGUCAAUUAUAAAAGAUGAUACUAAAUGGAAGCAGUAACUAUAGUAAAUAUGUAAUUAAUUAAUCAUUAAUAAAUACUGUUUAACCAGUAGGUAUAACUGAAGUGAUUCAAAGCAAUGUUAUUUAUAAUGUAAUGCCUGAGAGAAUAAAAGUUGGAACUUUGAUUAAAAUAUUUUUUUAAAUUUAUACCUUAAAUUUUUCUCUAUAUUUAUUACUUUUUACCUUAAUAACUGCUAAAUUGCUUUGCUAACUAUUCAAAGUCCCAGUUUAAAGAAUAUCUAGAAAAUUACUACUAAUUAAUAUCUGCAAAAUAAGAUUUUCGUACUUAUCUAUAAACUGAGUUAAUAUUGCGAAAAUUUAACAUGUUUUAUUUUAUGUCCGCUUCUGUUAUUUGAUUUAAUAAAUUACCUUGAGGAAUGUUGGAUAUUUGACAGAUGCCUUAAAAUGUCUCAUGAAUAAUUGAUAAGAAUAUGUGUAAUUUAAUAAAAUGUAAUUUAAGUACCUACUUUUUAUGACCAGUAAACCAUUUUUUAUGUA